AUGAUGGCGCCUCUGGAUGACCUAUUUGCUCGUUAUACAGGACAAACGGUUCCAGUCUCCUUUAAUGUCGGUUUCGUCGCUCUCAGCUAUGUUGUGAGCCUUCUGGGCGCAGGAUCAACUCUCGAGUUGAUUAACCGGCGCACGUCGUUGAAGGGUCUCUACAAUCACUUUUUGCUACUGGGUGCAGCUAUAUCUAUGGGAGGCAUCGCUAUCUGGUCGAUGCACUUCAUAGCCAACCGUGCAAUUAUCCUCCUCGAUGGCGAACCAGAGGUCCAGAUCGCUUACAAUACCGGCAUCACAGCUGCAUCAUUCUUUGUUCCUAUUCUAGUUCUUUUACUUGCAUUUGUAGCCGUCAACUCAAGCGACGAAGUCAAAUGGUGGAGGGUCGUGGUCUCCGGAUGUCUAUCUGGAGGUGCCAUCUGCGGCAUGCAUUAUCUUGGCGACGCAGCCAUAAGCAACUACCACUGCGUAUACGUCACGGCAAAUGUCGUCGGGGCUGCAGUAAUUGCUGUCACCGCCAGUACCGUCGCCCUGUCGCUAUUUUUUGUCUUCAAAGCUGCCUGGACCAACUCAUGGAUACGACGAUGUGGAUGUAUGAUCAUAUUGGCAGGCGCUGUAUCAGGCAUGCAUUGGUGCGCAUCAUUGGGCACCCACUAUGUUCUGCUGGAGUCAGCUGUCGGUGAUAGCGACAGUGGAUCGCGGAACACCACGACGAUCGUCGUCAUCUGUUUAUCAGCGGCUGCAUCAUGCAUCCUUGUUUUUGUUUCGGUCCUAUCUGCGCGAAAUAUGAGGAAGUAUGCCAUCAAGGCGCAGCAGGUUGUCCUGGCAGUGGCGGUAUUUGACAAGCAUGGGAGAAUUCUUGUCAAUCCAGACGGCCUCGUUCCCAGCGAGAAGGUCACCGAAACUUUCCCACAGAAAUCACACGACGAUGUCUUCACUACGGCUCACCCGUUAUUCCACUGGAUGUACCGCGCAUCCAGAAACUGGUCAAGCAUCUCUACUUUACUUCCCUGGAUUACAACGCAUCUCGACAAUCUGCCACGCACUACCCGCGGUGCUCGUCACGGCACCAGGCUGUUUGAAGAAAACGGCCAAUUAGUAGAGAACUACGACAUCAUUUUUCGCGAGCUCUUCUGUCUGGCGGCGGACACGCUAGCAUCCAGGAUGCAGGAAAAUAUUCAAGAUCUUGGAAAACUGUGGGGUGAAAUCCUCCAUACUGGCGCGGAAGUGAAAACGGCAGCUCGAAUGUCGGAAACCUUUGAUGUAGUCACCAGGUCAGCACCAAAAGAAGAGGCGAAAGAUCUGAGUCAGCUCGAGAGAGGGAUUAGCCAAAGAAACGACGGAUAUGGCCGUGGAUCACUCAUGUUCCUUGUGCGCCAUGUGAAGAGCCAGAGUGAAAUCGCAAGGCUGGAAGCUGCCGGCUACAGGUUUGCCGAAACACACAGAGUGAUUGAUAUAAUCAAAUCGAGUAUGCAGAUUAAGACUCGCCACCUGGAACAGAAGCUGAGAGAAAUGGCCAACCAUUCUGAGCUCGACGGCAUGCUCGAGCCAGGAGUGCAUGUCGGGCUUUUCGCCUUGCGUGCCAGGGUGGACAAGUUUGGAUUCGAUGUUAUGGUUGACGCGGAGACGCGAAGCAAUCUUCCAACACAAAAAUUGCCAUAUCGCAAGAUGGAGCAAUGGCAAAAGGACAUUUUGUCUGACGUUGAGGGCUUGCCUGUACAAACACUGCUGAUCAGACUUGCCAUGAUGCAAGACGGUUCGCCGCGCGAAGUGGAGUUUGCCAGUCAGCUGAGGAGCGCCAUUGCAAAGCUGAGAGGCGAAAUAGACGAUACGGCACUUGACAGUGCGGUGCUAUCGUCAAAGGUGGUCGAAGCUCCCUGCCUACCAUUAGACAACACCCAAACAACACCUACAUGCUCUCUCAUUACCUUGCAGGUUGUCCUCGAUAUCAAUAGCAGGAUCCUAAAUCGGAAGUGCGACUUCAUCCCACUCCAGUUUCUCAAGGUUCAUCAAAUGGUGUACGACAACUCUGCCCACCAUGCUGCGUUUUCACGGGCUCUGCAUCGAGAAAUGUCUUCCGUUAUGACAUUUGACCCUUCACCUCAAUCAGUACAUAGGUUAGGAAAAAGGACGUUGAGUCACAGCUCAUCUAUGGUCAACCUCACCAGACCACAAGAUGGCUUCUCAGCACCAUCCCAAUCGUCAGGUCGCACAUCACCCGUGUUCGACGAGCCAGAACAUACUAAACCCUCGCUUUUCGGGGCAUCAUGGUCUCGCAAGAGAUCGCCAUCGAAGUGGCUGAGGUCAAACAGGAGAAAAAGGAGACGAUGGCCAGCCGCCUACAUAUUCACACGCCUUCGCGGACAAGAGGUAUCUUGCGCAAGAACUCAGUCAAUCUGCAAACUGUCGACACGGGAGGUGGUAAAACAAUUGAGAUGUGUCGAGUCAAGACCCCGACAACGGCGAUAUUGA
Messenger RNA from Truncatella angustata, 2472 nucleotides. RefSeq lists its product as uncharacterized. The record is from RefSeq and is a predicted model, not a curated record. The transcript has 3 exons. Bases 1 to 2472 code for a protein of 823 amino acids. Lineage: Eukaryota; Fungi; Ascomycota; Sordariomycetes; Amphisphaeriales; Sporocadaceae.